Ceratina calcarata is the source of this 597-nucleotide messenger RNA. RefSeq lists its product as uncharacterized. The transcript has 2 exons. The coding region runs from base 1 to 597 and encodes 198 amino acids. NCBI's taxonomy places the organism in Eukaryota, Metazoa, Arthropoda, Insecta, Hymenoptera, Apidae. The record is from RefSeq and is a predicted model, not a curated record.
AUGGAUUCUUCAAAUAUAAAGAGAAAAGAAUCUGCGGAUACGAAACGGGAAAAUGUACCAGAAGCUAGCGUGGACAAUCCUGACGAACACAAGUCUGUAGCUGAUAAUCGAAUUCUACUGGAACGCCUGUCAGACGUGGGGCAGUUUAUUCACGUACGUGCGGAAAUAUGGUUUUGGAAAAUCGAGGCGGUAUUCCGAAUCGCGGGAAUAACGGAUCAAAAGGUAAUGGCAGAUGCUGUCAUUGCAUGCUUGGAUCAGGAAGUCAUGCUGAUCGUAAAAGAUUUAGUCCGCAAGCCGCCUCGUGUCAAGCCGUACCAAAAACUUAAAAACAGAAUUAUGCGUUCGUGUACCACGGCCGCUAAAACUAGACUAGAUAAGAUUCUUGAAGUCCGCCAUGAUGAACACUUUAAGCCAUCGCAAAUGCUCAGAGAAAUGCAUAUGAUAAAUGAUGGUACUCUCAAUGAGUCGGAUAUACGCACGUUGUUCAUGCAGCACAUGCAGGAGAGAUGUCGUAAAAUUUUAGAAGCAUCUCAAAUUACUGAUGUGGAACAGCUGGCAUGUUUGGCCGAUGCUGUGGAAGAUGUUUUGAGUCGAUGA